Molecule: messenger RNA, 852 nt
Organism: Parnassius apollo (apollo)
Lineage: Eukaryota; Metazoa; Arthropoda; Insecta; Lepidoptera; Papilionidae
Source: the annotation of a GenBank genome assembly
AUGCAAAUUAUUAUAAUUACAGCAUUACAAGGAUGUUCAAGGGAUGAUCAUAUCAGUACAUCAUUAAAUACAUCUGAGGUUAGCAGUGAGCUUAACCAAGAUCAAAUACGAGCUACUGAGGGUUUAGAAGAUUUGAAUACUCUUUCUGAUUUAGGAUUAUCACAUGAUGAUCGAAAUGAUAUGACAACACCACUUGUUAAUGAAUCACUUGAAUCGGCUCUUGAUAGAGAAAUUCCUCGUCCAAGUUUUAAUUUGGAGCAAACCGAGCCAGCUGACUUUGAUUCUGACGAUAGCGCACGUGAUAAGACAUUCAAUCCAAGGGUAGAAGAAAGUUCGUCCUCUGAAGACAGCCUAAGCUCUUCUGAAAAUAUUGGGAUGUAUCAAGAAAAUGCUAGUAAUGAUGUUGUAUUAAAUACAAGAAGGAAACGGAAAGGACAAAACUUGCGCAAAACAAUUCAGAUUAAAAGAAACAAAGGCCAAUCUUAUGAAACAAAAUCAGGAAAAAUAAUUGCGUCUAGAAAAGUUACCGCCUUGUCAGAUUUCCGAAAAAAGUGUCGUAAUAAAAUUAGUUUAGAUAAUCAAACGAUACUUUUUGAUGAGUUAUGGGCAUUAGCAAAUUACAAUAAGCGUUCGGAAUAUCUAUCAUCACUGAUUUUCGAUACACCAAAAAAAAACACACGCAUACGUAAUACUGGCGGAGAGCCUAAACCACGAACUAUAAACCACACUUAUCAUUUAAAAGUAAAUGGCCAGCUGAUUGAGAAAGUCCUGCUGGAACGCUACGAUAUUAUUUUGAAAAGAGUAACACUCUUACGUCAAGAAAAUGUCAUCGUGUUUAUUGACGAAACAUAG